Pogona vitticeps (central bearded dragon) is the source of this 3173-nucleotide messenger RNA. It is a transcript of the gene VGF, whose product is annotated as VGF nerve growth factor inducible. NCBI's taxonomy places the organism in Eukaryota, Metazoa, Chordata, Lepidosauria, Squamata, Agamidae. The record is from RefSeq and is a predicted model, not a curated record. Gene Ontology annotation, molecular function: neuropeptide hormone activity.
AUGGAGCCCCCCACGUGGGUCUGGCUGGAGGUACAAAAGCGACAGCCCAGCCCCGCCGCUCUCCGAGGUGCUGAACACAAGAGCCCAGCAGGGAGAGCCCGCGCGCCAGCGCAACAUCCGGACAAGCGAUCAGGCGAGAGUGUUCCAGGCGGGCUCACCGACCGAGAGCUGGGGCGAACAUCAAGCUUCGACCCCGAGGUUCUGUCUUCGGAGACGCUCUUCUGUUCCGCUGGCGCCAUGGUUUGCCCCCCGCACCUCCGCAGAGCGGCUUGCCUGCUCUCUCUCUGCCUCCUGACGCGGUGCCGCCUCCAGGUUGCCGCCACCCCGCUGCCCCUCGGGGAGGAGGCUCGACCGGGCGAAGCUUUGCCCAAGUCGUCCAGUCUGCCCCCCGGCGAGCCGCAGGAGACGGGCCCAGGAUCGGCGAGGCAGAGAGGCGAGGCAGCUGAGGACCUCUUCCAAGACGUGGACCCGAAGGCCUUGGCCGCCGUCCUCCUGCAGGCCCUCCAGCCGGAGCCCGAGAAGUCCAGCGAGCUCCACGGAGCCAGCCCCGAACCCGACGCCAACGAAGAAAGGGUCCUGAGCAAGAGCGAAGGCCCAGAGGUACAGCCGGAGGCGCAGCGGAGUUGGGCUGCGGGCAGGGAGGAAAGGCAGCCGCUCCAAGAGGAACAGCCGGAGGCGGCCGCAGGGACCUCCAGACGGCAGGAGGAGGUGGCCGGGCUGAAGUCCGUGCUGCGGGAGCUGCAGAGUUACAGCCUAGCCGCCAAGAGAGAGGAGCCGGCCCGGGACUCGGGCGCAGCCGGCAGUCCGCGGGACGAGGUGCUCCAGGAGCUGGAAGAGUACGAGCGCCUGAAGGUCCACACCAAGAGGAGGGCGCCGGCCAGCGAGCCUUGGGCCGGGGCCCGCAAGCUGAGGCAGCAGCAGCACCUGGAGCACCAGCUGCUGCAGAGGCGCUACGAGGAGCUGGCCGAGAGCCGUCGGCAGGCGGAGGAGGCGCGCCGAGCAGCGGCCGAGGAAGAGCGCCUGGCCGACAUGGCCUCGGACCUGCUUCUGCAGUACCUCCUGAAGGACGGGGAGGAGGAGGACGAGGAGGAAAGCGACGAGGAGGGGGAGGAGGAGGGAGAAGGGCCAGAGCAGGGCCGGCCGGGGGCGGGCCAUGGCCCGGGUGGGUCGGAAGAGGUGAGCCGCAAAGGAAGCCCGCUGCUCUUCGAGGACGAGGAGGCUGGCAACGUGGCCGAAGACAAGCGCUCCAACGAGGCGCCGGAGGAGGAGGAGGAGGAGGAGGAAGAGGACGACAUUGACCCCAACACGAUCGACCGCCUGAUCGAGCUGUCCAGCAAGCUGCACCUGCCGGCCGAUGACGUCAUUGACAUCAUUAAUGACGUCGAGAAGAAGAAGAAGGAGAUGCCGGAGCCCCGCAGCGGGAAGAGCAGCAAAGCUGGGGGGCCCGCCACGCGCAGCAAGGCCAAGAAGAUGCCUCCUUACAACCCCGCCUACCACCCGGCCCCGCGGCCCCUCCCCAAGCCCUACUACACGUCCACCUACAAACCAUACAGCCCCCGCCUCCCCAAACAGGACGAGGCCUCCUGGAACGAGGUCCUGAAGGGGGAGGAGUACCCACCCCCCAAGUGGUCCCGAGCCCAGCCCAGCCCCAAGAUCUCCAACGCCAUCAGCCCCUGGACUUUCCAGUCUCCGGCCUCCCACCCGUACCGGCGCCUCCCUGGCCCCGUGGUGGUGCCCAGGGACGAGUAUUACGAGGGCAACCGAGUUCGCGAUGAGGAGCUGGAGAACUACCUCGAGAGCGUACUGAUGAAGCAUCCCAAAAUAUUCCCGUGAACGUGGCAGGUGUAGCCACCCCUUCCCACUCCGCCCCCUCCCAGACAAACUUGGCCACUCACCGUGUUUCUGGCAUAAAUUCAGGUUGUUGCAUGAUUCAGGAGAACAUAGCCCCCCCCACCGAGUGAAAGGUUCCCACCAGGGCCCCCUCCCGGUUUGCCUUCUCUGCUCCCUUCGGUUGCCUUCUGGUCAUCAGGAAAGGAAAAUCUCCCCUUCCCCUUCCCCUGGACCUCAGAGAGUUGCCCCUAGGCUCAGCUGGGCCAAGGAGCUGGGGAAGUGGACCAGGCAUGACUCCUGUGGAGGAGGAAGCCCUCAAGAGCCCCUGAAGGCCUCUUCCUCCUCCUCCCCCCCCCACUCCACAUCCAUUGGGCAUGGUGGUGGUCGGGCACCUGCACCAAAGAAGGAGAAGCAACUGGCCUCAGUUCUCCCAGGGCAGGGCAGCCCCCUCCCCCAGCCCUCAGCCUGGUCUCUCUCACUUCCCUUAGGCAAGGGCGUCUCUCUCUCCAGGGCAAGGACACCUCCUGAGGGGCACUUUAUACUUCUCUCCCUCUACCUUAGCAACAACUCAAGACACCGCCUUGUGGGGGGUCUCCUCAAAGGAGGAGGAGGAGGCUCCUGGGAGAACCCCCAGUUCCCCUGUUGGGUGUGGGGAGCCUAAUAAUCCAGAUAAUUCCUUCUCCCCUGCCUCUGCUUCCUCUUAAUCCCACCGGGAAUUGCUUCACUUUGCCUGCUCUGGCACUGCAAGCCAGUAAGUCUACAUCACAAGAACCUCCCUGGAGGGUCUCAUCCUCUCAUGAGUGUGGAGGGGCAGCAGAGCGGUCGAAUUCCAAGGCAGCCUGGAUCUCUGAGCCUCUGAGCUCCCACAAAGAGACCCACAAAGCCAGAGAGAGAAACCACGUUGCAUCCUUGGAAUACUAAACACUUUGGUCAGUUUUUGAAGGGGUCAAAGAAGGGUCCAAGUGGGCCAGUCGGCCCCAAGGCAACAGUUUUGUAAAAUUACCUGUGGCAGCUGACAAACAGGGUGAGGGCAUGCAGGGAACAUCCCUGCUGGUGCGGUUCCACUGCCACUCCACUCAGCCCUGGCCAGUGUAGCCAGCAGCAAGACAUGCGGAAAGCUGGAGCCCAACAAAAUGUGCAGAGCAGAUGCAAGUGUCUGUACCCUCCACCUCCACCCCAACCCCAUGCUAAAGAUUUCAUUUUUGUCUUACCAAAUGCUGGAGGGGAAACUAAGUCAUGGAGUAAAGGCAAAAUGUAGAAGCCCCAUAUAGCAUAGCUACUCACCGUCCUGAUCUCCUGCACCGCAUGGAAGGAAGGAAGGAAGGAAGGAAGGAAGGAAGGAC